Solanum dulcamara is the source of this 1969-nucleotide messenger RNA. Its product is annotated as protoporphyrinogen oxidase, chloroplastic. NCBI's taxonomy places the organism in Eukaryota, Viridiplantae, Streptophyta, Magnoliopsida, Solanales, Solanaceae. The coding region runs from base 164 to 1837 and encodes 557 amino acids. Gene Ontology annotation, biological process: porphyrin-containing compound biosynthetic process. The transcript has 8 exons. The record is from RefSeq and is a predicted model, not a curated record. Gene Ontology annotation, molecular function: protoporphyrinogen oxidase activity, oxygen as acceptor.
UCACCAGCAGUAAUUCCUAACCGAAAGAUGUUAAAGUCACGAGGAAAAAUGACGGCUGAGAUUGUGCGGGUCGGCAACUCCCAUAUUCUUUUACCAACCGAAAUGAUAAUGCUAACCAACCGGUGAUAUUUUCACAGAGGAUCGUCCAGCUCAAAGUGCAGUCAUGACAACAACUGCCGUCGCCAACCAUCCUAGUAUUUUCACUCACCGGUCGCCGUUGCCGUCAUCCUCCUCAUCGCCGUCAUUUUUAUUCUUAAACCGUACGAGUUUUAUCCCCAACUUUUCCACCUCCAAGCGUAAUAGUGUCAAUUGCAAUGGCUGGAGAACACGAUGCUCCGUUGCCAAGGAUUAUACAGUUCCUCCUUCAGAAGUCGACGGCGACUCCGGUAAUCAGUUCCCGGAGCUGGAUUGUGUGGUAGUCGGAGCAGGAAUUAGUGGCCUCUGCAUUGCUAAGGUGAUUUCGGCUAAUUACCCUAAUUUGUUGGUGACAGAGGCGAGAGAUCGUGCCGGUGGUAACAUAACGACGGUGGAAAGAAAUGGAUACUUAUGGGAAGAAGGUCCCAACAGUUUCCAGCCAUCAGAUCCUAUGUUGACUAUGGCUGUAGAUUGUGGAUUGAAGGAUGAUUUGGUGUUGGGAGAUCCUGAUGCGCCUCGUUUCGUCUUGUGGAAGGGUAAACUAAGGCCUGUUCCCGGCAAGCUCACUGAUCUUCCCUUCUUUGAUUUGAUGAGUAUACCUGGCAAGCUGAGAGCUGGUUUUGGUGCCAUUGGCCUUCGCCCUUCACCUCCAGGUUAUGAGGAAUCAGUUGAGCAGUUCGUGCGUCGUAAUCUUGGUGACGAAGUCUUUGAACGUUUGAUUGAACCAUUUUGUUCUGGUGUUUACGCCGGUGACCCCUCAAAACUGAGUAUGAAAGCAGCAUUUGGGAAAGUGUGGAAGCUGGAACAAACUGGUGGUAGCAUUAUUGGGGGAACCUUUAAAGCAAUAAAGGAGAGAUCCAGUACACCUAAACCGCCUCGUGAUCCGCGUUUACCAACACCAAAAGGACAAACAGUUGGAUCAUUCAGGAAGGGUCUGAGAAUGCUGCCGGAUGCAAUCUGUGCAAGACUGGGAAGCAAAGUAAAACUUUCAUGGAAGCUUUCUAGCAUUACAAAGUCAGAAAAAGGAGGAUAUCACUUGACAUACGAGACACCAGAAGGAGUUGUUUCUCUGCAAAGUCGAAGCAUUGUCAUGACUGUCCCAUCCUAUGUAGCAAGCAACAUAUUACGUCCUCUUUCGGUCGCCGCGGCAGAUGCACUUUCAAAUUUCUACUAUCCCCCAGUUGCAGCAGUGACAAUUUCAUAUCCUCAAGAGGCUAUUCGUGAUGAGCGUCUGGUUGAUGGUGAACUAAAGGGAUUUGGGCAGUUGCAUCCACGUUCACAGGGAGUGGAAACACUAGGAACAAUAUAUAGUUCAUCACUCUUCCCUAACCGUGCCCCAAAUGGUCGGGUGCUACUCUUGAACUACAUUGGAGGAGCAACAAAUACUGAAAUUGUGUCCAAGACGGAGAGCCAACUUGUGGAAGCAGUUGACCGUGACCUCAGAAAGAUGCUUAUAAAACCCAAAGCACAAGAUCCCCUUGUUACAGGUGUGCGAGUAUGGCCACAAGCUAUCCCACAGUUUUUGGUUGGUCAUCUGGAUACACUAGGUACUGCAAAAGCUGCUCUAAGUGAUAAUGGGCUUGACGGACUGUUCCUUGGGGGUAAUUAUGUGUCUGGUGUGGCAUUGGGGAGGUGUGUUGAAGGUGCUUACGAAAUAGCAUCUGAAGUAACUGGAUUUCUGUCUCAGUAUGCAUACAAAUGAAACCUACUCUUGGGGUUACUGUUAGGUCCAAACCUUGUUAGUAAUACCAUUAUGCCUUUUGGAAUAUUGACAUGUGCCUAAAAGUUUUGCUUAUUAGAGUUAUUUUAGCCUUGGUAAAUGAUUUGUGCUUGA